Pogonomyrmex barbatus (red harvester ant) is the source of this 3219-nucleotide messenger RNA. RefSeq lists its product as uncharacterized. Gene Ontology annotation, biological process: meiotic chromosome segregation. Gene Ontology annotation, cellular component: chromosome, centromeric region; nucleus. The record is from RefSeq and is a predicted model, not a curated record. Lineage: Eukaryota; Metazoa; Arthropoda; Insecta; Hymenoptera; Formicidae.
AACUAUUAUGUUUUCUGAAUUCAGUCAUUUCCAACUGUAAUAAAUUAAUAAUCGCUUAUUGAACGUUUUAUUCUGCUGAACGCAGUCAUUGGUUCUUGCUUUUAGUUCCUCACCGGUCCUAAAUGUAUAAACCAAUCAUAUUAAAGAAUCUUACAACAGUCACAAAACUUUUUUUUCUGCUGAACAUAGCCGUCGUUUAGUUUUCUAUUCUUCCAUAUUUAUCUUAUCCGUAUUGUGCCUCGUUAAAAGUCAGAACAGAAAAAUCAAACUCAAAAAAAGGACGAGGUAUCGUUGUGAUAUUCAUGAUCAUCAUGUUGGACUGAUCGCUUGCGAAGCAAAAGGAUAUCUAACGACGAUUUUUCUGUACGCUAGAAAAGUCGGAGAGCUACAAGAUUCGUUGGACGAGUCAUCAAAUAAUAACUGCAACAUGCCGAAAAUGCCGAUUCGAAAGGCUAAAAGAGUUGGCGUGCUUACCAAAAGGACGCAAUGCUUGAGGAGACAUUACAAGGAACAGUCUUAUAGACCAUUAUAUGAAAAAAUCAAGAACAAUAAUUGUUAUUUGGCCAAGGCACUUUCAGAAGAGAAACAGAACAAUCAAUCAUUAUUUACACAAAAUAUACAGCUAAUUGGAGAAAAACAACAAUUAAAUCUAAUAUGCGAUACACAGAAUACUGUGAUUUCCAAUGUUCUGACUAAUGCAAAAGAAGUAUUGAAAAUGUUAGUCACAAUGACUGGUUAUAUGACAAAUACUAUCUCUAUGUGUCAAGAACUUGUUGCUUCCAAUGCUACUGUUAGGUUGUCAUCUACUACUCUAGCUGGAAACAAAGAGUCAACCAACAGAUUUUCAACAAAAUCGCCAGCUAAAGGUGUGGUGAAACCUAUGGUAGGUGGGCACACUAUUACUAAGCCCACGAUUAAUUUAAGCCGAGUUAAUAUGGAAAAUAUUAAUAUAUCAAGACUAAGUGAUAUACAAGAAGUAGCUACACCUAAUAGAAGUCAAGAGAUUAAUGAUACUAGAUCACCAAUUACCGUUCCUUUAGCCACUACUCCUCUUAGAUACGAAAAUGGUCGCCCGUGCAGACUACCAGAAAGAAUAAGGAUCUCUUCACCCAGAGUUAAUGAAAACGAACAAAGAUUAAGAAGAAAAAGAAGUCAUCAUUCGAAAAGAUUAUCGGUAUCCUUUUCGCGGUCACGAAAUAGAUGGUCCGAUGAAACUCCAACAACUGCGGGACAUAUUACUAUAAUUGGAAGCCAGAUUAACGUUGACAAUCAGGAAAACAAUGAUGCGCCUCAAGAUUUAUCAACUAGAAAUAUCACAGUGCCAGAAUCGCAAUCUACUAAUUCGAAUGAGGAAGAGGAUGAGACGCAUGCAAACACAUCGAAAAAGGAUUCGGAUAUUCAAAUUAAUAACAAGAUCUCUAAUAAAGAUUUUAAUAGGAAUUUAAAUUUAACAGAAAACUCGAGACUGUCGCGGAACAAUACUAGAGUUUGGGAAGAAGAGGAUCCGUUAGAGGGUCCAAGUUGGCUGUUUAACAAUACUAUACCAUCACGGGAUAAUGAGCCAGAAGAACUCGAUCAUGUUAAUGUCUCCGACGCUAACAAUAAUACAUCUCGAAUAAUAAUGUAUGAUGGUUCGAACGUUACAGACAAUAAUAUAGAAGAGAUAUCACAUUUAAAUGAAUCUAUAAACAAUACGCCAACUUCGGGAAGAGGCGUUGCCGAUGACACUGAGUAUAAAUCUUAUCUGCAUGAGGACAUGGAUAGUAAUUUCUGCGAGAUACUUCCGACAGAAUCUAUAUACAAUCAUGAGAGAAAUUUAGAUAAUGCAGAAGACAAUGUAAUGAAAUUUACGAACUUUGUAACGAUGAGACAAGAACAUUCUGAAGCAUUGGAAGACUUUACAUUGUUGUUGCGUCAACCAGCACAAAACACGCAAUUCAAUAUCGACGAAUUACGACUGCCUGUUUUAGAGGACUCCGCGAUAAAUGAUUCCUCAAGAAUCAAGAAUGAAAUUGAUUCCGAAGUAACCGUCACAAUACCAAGGGUUACAAAUAUUCCAGUAGCAUCAGUAUCAAAUCGUAAUUUAAAUCAAUCCGAAUACGAUCAUAUCACAAUAAAACUGCCAUUAAUCGUUAUUAAUGAUCACAAACGAAUGUCAACAUCGCUAGAGAAGAAUCAUUCCAAAAAUAAGAAAUCGAAAACAUCAAAUAUGGAAGAACAAAUGAAAAAUUCUAAAGACUCGGUGACAGUUAACAAUAAAGUGAAGAAAAGAAAUAAAUCGAAGAACAGUCGAGAUCCGAGCACAGCAAAAGUCGUAUUGGAGAAGUUAAAUGAAUCUCAUGUUAAGCCGAAGAUAUUGACACCUAAUGAUACCCAAAAUGCUAAUAAUCUCGAAAAAGAAUCCACGUUCGAGGAAAAAAGUCCACAAAGCAUGGAAAGCAAUGUAUGUGCGAAUCGCCCUAAACGAAGAAAAGCACCAGUAAACUUGACAGAACCUAAAUUGAAUGUGAAACUGAGACGAAACAAGUAAAAAAAGCUGAUACAUAUAAUCAAGGUAUGAUGAAAAGAAUACUACUAGAAGUUAUUUUUUUUUCUAUAUCUAUCAAAUUUUGACAGAUUAAUAUAAAAUUGUAUGAUGUAUAAAUUAUAUGAGUAAUUGUCGAAUUUUAAAAUGAACAGUAUUUGUUAGUUGAUACAUUCGAACAUUUGAAUAGGAAAUUACAGUUAAUACCAUGCUAUCACGAGAUAAUGAGCCAAAAAAAUUCGAUCUUAUUAAUAUCUUCGAAGCUAAUAAUAAUACAUCUCGAGUAAUGUACGAUGAUUCAGGCAUUACAGAUAGCAAUAUAAAAAAGACAGGUUUAAACGAAUCUAUAAACAAUAAGCCAACUUCGGAAAGAGAUGUAGCAUAUGUUGAUACCUAGAAAUUCUAUGUUCUGUUUGAUGUUCACACGUUAUAAGCAUCAUUCUAAUUUUAUUAUUCGUUAUAUGCCAAAGGAAGAUGGAAAUGCUUAUAACGUUUGCUCAAACGGAACAUAGCCUCACAGGGAUUCCUAUACUCCUCCUCUGAUACAUCGUACGUACUGUAAUUGACCUUUAUAUUGCUAUUUUACGCAUCAAUACGUACAAAAAGCGUAUCCAUAUAUCUUCCUUCUACUGAUACAAUAUCAUUCUUUUGUAUUCCGCUAGAAUUAUUUUAAUAAACAUAGCUAUGGGUGUACA